Cooperia oncophora is the source of this 951-nucleotide messenger RNA. NCBI's taxonomy places the organism in Eukaryota, Metazoa, Nematoda, Chromadorea, Rhabditida, Trichostrongylidae. The record is from the annotation of a GenBank genome assembly.
AUGAUCACUUAUCUGUCGAUUUUGUACAACAGCCCGUUGUCUCAUCCUCUUAAUCUUCCUCAACUUAUUAUCAGGAAUAAUGGAAACGGCCCAGACAACACUCCAAUGCCGUCCACAGCACCUCCAUCGCUCUAUGAACCUGAUGACGAUCAGGGUAGUUUCUCUUCAUAUGAAGACUCACCUGGACCAUCGCCGAACAACUCGUCCUUCUAUGAUCCGCUGCCAGGGCCGUCAUCCAGUAGUCACUUGUACGAUGUGCCAGCUGUGCCCGAGCAGAACACUGAUCACUUCAACAAAUUAGCCGAGGAACUUUUAUCGACUGAAGAACGUUAUCUUGGUGAUCUGCUGUUAGCUAAGAAGCUGUUUCAUGACACACUUAUCACAUUGCCUUACCGACACGAAGUGACGAUAAUAUUUCGACACUGGGAUCAGCUGAUCGACGUCUCACGAAAAAUCUACCUGGGACUGAAGAAUUGUACCUCUCCGGGCCAUCAACAAAGGCCCUGGGACGCACUGAAUAAGCUGUUAUCUCAUCCAGACGCACAGAAGCUCUACACGAAGUGCACGUCGAGCGUUGCGGCUCGUGGCAUGAGCCUGAGCACAUACCCGCUGCUGAUUGAGAAAAUCCUCAAGGAGAGCAAUCCGAAAGGCGAAUUGCAUCAGGAGCUGGAUACUGCUCUACAACUACUUCGUGCUCUUGUUUCUGAAGUGAAUCAUGCUGUGACUGAAGAGGAGAAUGUGUUCCUCUUACGUUGGGCCCAAUUACAUGUAAAAUGUCAUCCGUCACUACCUCUUGACUUCACCUCGGACACACGCCUUUUGGGAAUGCGGUUAUUCCUUCACUCUGGCGUACUGUACAAACAACGAAGUGGGCGUCUUUUAGUGGGUAUUCUAUUCAACGACUUCCUUCUACUCACUACGCCGGAUGGACACUUAUCAAAGGUGAGCUAA